AUAUCAAAAUAUGGAUCAGCUCCCAAGUUUUAUGCUCGUGCACCAGGACGAGUGAAUUUAAUAGGAUUUUGCUCUCCCUGGAGCUCAGUUUCCUGUAUAUGAAGUAUCCCUAUGCAUUUGAAGACGUUGAGAACACAUAGACUACUGUGGUUAUGCUGUGCUCCCGAUGGCUAUAGAACAAGAUAUCCUGAUUGCAGCAGAACCUGUACAGACUCAAGUUGUGCAACUGGCAAAUACCAAUUCUUCAUACUUCUCAUCUGUCUUGAUAUAAUCCCCAUAAUUGGCAGCAGUUCGGUUUCUCCUGGAGAAGGGAGUGAAAUGUUUUGUAAUCGAUUACUGCAGAGGGAUUUCAGUACUAGUGUUAAUAACAUUCAGAUUAACAAAACCAAACCUCAAUGGCAUAACUACUUCCUGUGUGGACUGAAGGGCAUCCAGGAACAUUUUGGUCUUAAUAACCCAACUGGAAUGAAUUGUCUGCUAGAUGGAACCAUCCCUCCAAGUUCUGGUCUCUCUAGCUCCAGUGCUUUGGUGUGCUGUGCAGGACUCGUGACACUCAGAGCUAAUGGAAAAACCCUCUCUAAGGUGGAACUUGCAGAAAUUUGCACAAAGAGCGAACGUUAUAUUGGCACAGAAGGUGGAGGGAUGGACCAGUCAAUCUCUUUUCUGGCAGAAGAAGGAACUGCCAAGUUGAUAGAGUUCAAUCCACUGAGGGCAACUGAUGUUAGACUUCCAAGUGGAGCAGCGUUUGUUAUUGCAAACAGUUGUGUUGAAAUGAAUAAAGCAGCAACUUCUCAUUACAAUAUUAGGGUAAUGGAGUGUCGGCUGGCUACAAAGCUUCUCUCAAAGUCAAAAGGCUUGGACUGGAAAAAAAUGCUGAGGCUCCAUGAUGUGCAAACCAAGCUAGGAGUUAGCCUAGAGGAAAUGCUGACCAUUGUCGAGGAGGUAUUACAUCCUGAGCCUUACAGCACUGAGGAAAUUUGUAAAUGCCUGGGAAUUAGCCUGGAGGAGCUCCACUCUCAGAUCCUUAGUCAAAACAUUCAAGAUGUCUCCACCUUUAAGUUAUACCAGCGUGCAAAGCACGUGUACAGUGAAGCUGCCAGAGUGCUGGAAUUUCAGAAGAUAUGCAGCAAAGCACCUGCCAAUGCACUCCAGCUGCUGGGAGAAUUAAUGAACCAGAGCCAUAUCAGCUGCAGGGAGAUGUACGAGUGCAGCUGUCCCGAACUGGAUCGGCUGGUCGACAUCUGCCUGCAAUUCGGGGCCAUCGGGUCACGUCUGACUGGAGCUGGAUGGGGUGGCUGCACUGUGUCAAUGGUGCCUACUGACAAGCUGAGCAUGUUCCUAAAAAAUGUAAAAAAAUCUUAUUACCAAACGGAUGGCCAAAGGUUAGCAGGGGAGAAUAACAGUCUGUUUGCUACCAAACCUGGAAGAGGAGCUUUGGUUUUUGUUGAGGCCUAAAGAACGUAAAAAUUUUAAAGAAACUAUGUGGAGCAUUUGGAACUGGCAGUACUUCCCAUGCCACAGUAAAUGAACGCCUCUUCUGGUUUGUAUUGUAAUGAGCAGUUGCUAUUAUCAAAAUGUAUUUCUGAAGAACUAAUUAAAAGAAAACUCUUUGAUUAUAAAAGUCUUAUUUUUUUCCAUACUAAAUAUAUAUUUCAGUAUAAACGUUGAUUUACUAAAAUGUAUUGACAGAAAACUGAAAUUGAAAUAAAGAUGAUACUGUGUUACAGUGGC
Molecule: messenger RNA, 1731 nt
Organism: Manacus vitellinus (golden-collared manakin)
Lineage: Eukaryota; Metazoa; Chordata; Aves; Passeriformes; Pipridae
Gene: GALK2
Product: galactokinase 2
Exons: 11
Coding region: 112-1455 (447 amino acids)
Biological process (GO): carbohydrate phosphorylation; galactose metabolic process
Cellular component (GO): cytoplasm; cytosol
Molecular function (GO): galactokinase activity; ATP binding
Source: RefSeq, a predicted model, not a curated record